Messenger RNA from Microthlaspi erraticum, 963 nucleotides. NCBI's taxonomy places the organism in Eukaryota, Viridiplantae, Streptophyta, Magnoliopsida, Brassicales, Brassicaceae. The record is from the annotation of a GenBank genome assembly.
AUGCUCAGAAUAAUCGCUAGUCACCCUUUGGUUCCGAAGAAAUGGAUUUGUAAGAGAAAGCUCGGGACUUACUAUGAUUCUUCGUCGUUCGUCAAAUAUGGCGGAAUCGGCGAUGAUUGUAAGAAGCAGCUGGUUCUAAGGGUUUCCGUUAAAGCAAUGAAGGAUGAAGGUAACGGCGGAGGAAGUAUGAGUUUCUCCGGACAAAGCUGGGACCCAAGCUCGGAGAUAGAAGUUCCUUCAGACCAAAGACCGGUGAACGAGUAUUCGUCUUUAAAGGAAGGGAUGUUGUAUUCAUGGGGAGAGUUGGGUCCAAGCCAAUUCUUUCUUCGUCUUGGUGGUCUUUGGUUGGUGACUUUCACUGUUCUUGGAGUUCCUAUUGCAGCUGCUAGCUUUAACCCUUCUAGAGAACCUUUGAGGUUUGCUCUAGCUGCAGGGACAGGAACCUUAUUCCUGGUCUCAUUGAUCGUCUUGAGAAUUUACCUCGGAUGGAGCUAUGUUGGAGAUAGACUACUUUCUGCAGUUGUGCCAUACGAAGAGAGUGGAUGGUAUGAUGGACAAAUGUGGGUGAAGCCACCUGAGGUUUUGGCUCGUGACAGGUUGUUAGGUUCUUACAAGGUGAAGCCAGUAAUCAAGAUGCUGAAACAAACAUUAGUUGGAACAGGAGCUUUGCUUGUUUCAGCGUUUGUGCUGUUUGUUUUUGCAACACCAGUCGAGGAUUUCUUUAAAACCGCUCUAAGAUCUAAGGAUUAUCAACCGGAAGUUUCCAUUUCAAGAAGCAACAACAGCAAGUUCAAUAUGAGAAAAGAACAAUUGCUUCGGUUACCUGUAGAUGUUAAGACCGAUGAUGACUUGGCAGCGGCUGCAGCUGAGGCUGCUGAUGGAAGACCGGUCUAUUGCAGAGACCGUUACUACCGUGCAUUGGCCGGUGGUCAAUACUGCAAAUGGGAAGAUCUUGUUAAAUAG